Molecule: messenger RNA, 3347 nt
Organism: Phyllostomus discolor (pale spear-nosed bat)
Lineage: Eukaryota; Metazoa; Chordata; Mammalia; Chiroptera; Phyllostomidae
Gene: RHOF
Product: ras homolog family member F, filopodia associated
Exons: 5
Coding region: 771-1406 (211 amino acids)
Biological process (GO): cell migration; small GTPase-mediated signal transduction
Molecular function (GO): GTP binding; GTPase activity
Source: RefSeq, a predicted model, not a curated record
GACCUCUCACCCCUGCUAGAAAAGCUCCCACCGACGCGUGGUUCGGGGCGCUCAGCCGCACCAAGGCGAUCGCCCGGCAGAGGGCGCCACGAGUCCACUUUGCACCCCUACGGAGGUGGGGGUAAGCGGAACCACUAUUCCCCACCCCCAACCCGCACCCACACAGGCACGGGGAGACCCAGACCGGGGGAGACAACCUCCCAGGCCAGCAUCUUCCCUGCACCACCAACCUACCUCCUGUGGGGAAACGGGUCACAGGCAGACUUGCCCCAGGCCACGGCUGGAGCAGGACAAGCUAGGGGGCUUCCCAAGCUCGAAACCAAGGCUACACGAACCUGGGUGAUGGGUGGGGGGCGCAGUUCGCCAAUCAGAGUCCCUGUCGCAACCAGCCAAUCAAAGAGCCCCUAGCAGAAGGCGGAGCCUGCCAAUUAGGGGUGCCCAGCGCGGAGCUGCGGAAACCAUGGGAUCUUGACAGUGGGGGGCGCGCUGUCCAGAGCGUGAGGAGGGGAAGUGGUCAGGGGCUGUAUGUGCGGCUGAGCAUCCCGUUCCUGUUACCUCAGUUUCCCUGUACGUGAGAGGUGAAAGCCCCGUGCUGGCACCCUAGCAGGAAGGAAACUGAGGCUGGAGGUCGGCCCGGGUGGCUGCCUGACGGAGGAGGCGCCGGCAGCUAAGGGGCGGGGCUUACCGUGGCCCCGCCCCCGACGGCUAUCAGCCGGGCACUGUUCCCCGCGCGCUGCCGCCAGGUCUGCCAGGUCUGCCGGCUCCGGAAUAUGGACACCUCCGGGACCCCGGCACAGACCACCGCCCCGGGCCCGGGUAGGAAGGAGCUGAAGAUCGUGAUCGUGGGCGAUGGCGGCUGCGGCAAGACUUCGCUGCUCAUGGUGUACAGCCAGGGCUCCUUCCCCGAGCAUUACGCCCCAUCCGUGUUUGAGAAGUACACGGCCAGCGUGACCGUGGGCAGCAAGGAGGUGACCCUGAACCUCUACGACACCGCCGGGCAGGAGGACUACGACCGGCUGCGGCCCCUGUCCUACCAGAACACCCACCUGGUGCUCAUCUGCUACGACGUCAUGAACCCCGUCAGCUACGACAACGUCCUCAUCAAGUGGUUCCCUGAGGUCACGCAUUUCUGCCGUGGGACCCCCAUGGUGCUCGUGGGCUGCAAGACGGACCUGAGGAAGGACAAGGAGCAGCUGCGGAAGCUCCGGGCGGCCCAGCUGGAGCCCAUCACCUACCUGCAGGGCAUGAGCGCCUGCGAGCAGAUCCGAGCCGCCCUCUACCUGGAGUGCUCAGCCAAGUUCCGGGAGAACGUGGAGGACGUCUUCCGGGAGGCGGCCAAGGUCGCCCUCAGCGCCCUGAAGAAAGCGCACCGGCGGAAACACCGCCCGCUCUGCCUGCUGCUCUGACCCCGCCGGGCCGGGCCGGGCCGAGUGCACGCCUUGAGGACCGGACUGACCGGGCCCUGGUGUCUGGCCCACUCCUCGGGGUCCCGCCGCAGCCCCAGCCCUCAGAGGGCACUUGGGGUCGGGCGUCUCCAGGGCCUGCUACCUGGAGCCUGUGGCAAGACUCCUAGGAUGUUCUGGAACUCGCUCCUUUCCCAGCUGGGGCUCUGACUGUGAACCCUGCCUCCGGGGCCCUCGUGCCAGUGGGCGAGGGUGCUGGACCCAGUUCCCCUGUGCCCUGGAACUGGCAUCUGUCCCCAGAACUCUGGAGUGCCCUCUGCACACCUCCCCCCAGCCUCGUGUGUCCACCUUCGCACACCCGGCGGGUCCCCAAAGCCCGCACUCCAAACGCCAGGCGACACUGGGUGCGGGGAAGUGCAGACUGGGCAGCACCCCAGGGGCCCCACGCCUGCGGCUCCCUGGGCUCGGGAGAUAGACCCGGCUGCAUCCUCUGGCUCCUGGCUUCCUUCCCCCGGGCACUGUCGGCCACGAGGGGACCAGACCUAUCAGGGGCACACAGGCGACGGCCCCGGAUGUAGGGGCUGGCAAACCCCCCGCUCUGCCCCCUCCACCCCACACAGAGGACUUCAGGCCCAGCCUUUGGCUCGGCCGACACCUUUCCAGAGCUGGACGCACAUGACCAGGGGGAGGAGGAGCUCGGAAAGCAAACGGACACCCUGGACUACCUGUCCACCCCUGCUCUGGGUCUCCCUGCCCGCAGCAACCCCCCGCCGCCAACUCGAGAUGAAGAGUGACACCAGCUCCUGAUCUCGGAUGAGUCCCUUCUCUCUACAGACCGUCCCUGUCUUCGAAAGGACAGUGCCGGCUGGUGCAAGAGCCACCAGGCCCCCCUGCCCCUCACGGCCACCACGACAGCCGAAGCAAGACCGCCCCGGCCACAGACUCACUGAACCCCCUCCAGGAGGGCCGGGGAACGUUUGGACCAGUGCCCCCGGCGGUUCUAACACCCGAGACCCAGAGCCACUCGGUUCCGAGCGAGCGCAGGAGUCAGCAACCCCGGAGACGCGACGAUGCUCCCGGAGGCCCUGCCCCCGAUGCCGGGGCCACAAAGCCCGAGCCUUUCCGAAGCCACCUGCUGGGGAGAGAGACCUCCGACACCCACAGCACCUCACCCAGGUUCCCCGGGGCCCUGCCACGCCCUGGGGACAGAGCAGGGCGUUCAGUCCAAGGACCUCUGGUUUGGGCAGAAUUCGGGGCCUCGGGGACAAAUGAGGGUUUGGGACCAAGGUCAGCAAAUGACGGCCGGUGAGCCAAAUCCAGCCGCUCCGUGUUUGUGGAUAAGGUUUUAUUGGGAGACAGCCGCGCCCACUCACUUGUGCGCCUGCCGCUCGUGCCCUGCAGCUGCCGGCUGCAGCGGCUGUGACAGGCCACCUGGCCCCUCACAGGGAAAGUUGGGGACGUCCAGACCGGGGCAGUGACUUCCAGCUGGCGCGCCCCAGAAUUUUUGGAACAUGCCCCACCUGACUGUUUAGUCAGGGGUUCUGAUCCCCUUUCCCUUAGACUGUUGAAUAAAAAAUGUGACAACAGCCAACGCACUAGCUGUCCGGUAUGAAUGAUUUGAAAUUACAACUUUUUUUUGGUCAGAUCGGGGAAAAAAAAGGUGUAUUUUUUGGUGUGCAGCAGAAUCUUAGUAGUUUACACGUGCCAGGAAGUGAAAAGGCUAAAAGUCGCUGGUCUCGGGUGGACCCAAGGACCCAGCGGGCAGCUGGGGGGCCUGGCGAGUGGGGGAGGGCGGGGGUCUCAGGGCAGCAGCGGGCUCUGCCGCCAACUAGAGAGCCAACCCCAUCCUGGCGGACGGCUCGGCCGGGAGCUGCCCUGUGAGAAUGUUGCCAGGUCUUUCCAUUUUUCUAGGGAAGUUCGUAUUUUAAAAAUGUAACCAAUUAA